Messenger RNA from Larimichthys crocea (large yellow croaker), 1033 nucleotides. RefSeq names its product high choriolytic enzyme 1. NCBI's taxonomy places the organism in Eukaryota, Metazoa, Chordata, Actinopteri, Sciaenidae. Bases 121 to 891 code for a protein of 256 amino acids. Gene Ontology annotation, molecular function: zinc ion binding; metalloendopeptidase activity. The record is from RefSeq and is a predicted model, not a curated record. The transcript has 8 exons. Gene Ontology annotation, biological process: proteolysis.
GGGCUCAAGGUGAAAGUUUCUUAUCAGGAGCUGUUUCCACUCUUGAUGCUUUAUAGUGUGAUGUUGCGCCGCUCACUCGCUGUGUUUCCCUUGCCUCAGGAAUAGCAGUUAUUUGUUGACAUGAAAAUGAAGUGCAUUCUGGGUCUUGUGGUUCUGGUGGCUGUCUCAGCUUGGGCUGAGCAGGAGACUUUGAGUGCUUCAGAGCGGAUCGAGAGAGUCAACAGGGGUAUUGUCCGUUCUCCUGAUGAGCCGUACAUAGAGGACGAUGUUGCCUAUGAUUCUGAGGCUGAGAGAAACGCUGACCCCUGCACGUCUCGUUACUGCAAGUGGCCCAAAUCCGCUGAUGGGAACGUCUAUGUGGCCUACACCAUUUCCAAUGAGUUUUCCCCUCGUGAGGUGUCAGUCAUCGAGCGCGGGCUGGAGUCUUUCCACGAUGUCUCUUGUUUACGCUUCGUCAAGCGCUAUGGCCAGAAAGACUACCUGAACAUCCAGUCCUUGGAUGGGUGCUGGUCCUACAUCGGCCGUCGUGACAAUGGACAGAAUCUGUCCCUUAAGCGUUCAGGCUGCGUUUACUUUGACACUGUCCAGCAUGAGGUGCUCCAUGCACUGGGCUUCCACCAUGAGCAGAAACGCUCUGACCGCGACCAGUACAUCCGUGUCGUACUGGAGAAUGUCACCCCUGGAAAGGAGCACAACUUUGACAAAGUCAAUACUCUAAACCAGGAAACCACCUACGACUACGGCUCUGUUAUGCACUACCACAAGUACGCUUUCUCUAAGAACAACCAGCCCACCUUGGUGGCCAUCCCUGAUUCCAGCGUUGAGUUCGGCAGGGCUACUGAGAUGAGCCAGAAGGACAUCAUCAGGCUCAACAGGCUGUACCAGUGCUGAACAGAUAAUCAACAACUUUAACAUUCUCUUUUUAAGCAGGUGAAUGAGACAAAGUAUACUUCAUCACUGUCUUUAAUCACAAGGUCAAUGAUAAAAUCUAUAUGAUUUAAUUAACAUCAAUAAAUGUGCAUUUAAACAUAUA